GGCUCCAUCACUGUCACAAACUUUUCUCUCAAUGAAUGGAAUCUUGGAGCUAGCCUAGCCUCCCUCCCCAUCUCAUGCCCCUCACACGCUCAAAACAAACGAGGCAAACCAAACCAAACCUCUCCUCCCACGCAAGAGAAAAAGCAAACGAGAGGGCACGGCGAACUAGCCAAGGGGAAGAAGAGGCAAAGAAGAGAAAGGAACGAAGCGCCCCCCCCCCCCCCCACCCCCCCCCAAAAAAAAACCACCAAACCCUACCGCCAUUGGAUCCCCUUGCUCCCCAAGAACCGUGCACGCCGAGGAGCAAUGCGCACCAGAGUCAUCAAUGCGGUCCUCUUCACGGUCCUCGCCGUGCUCGUCGCGCUGGUGCUCGGCUACUUCGUGGUCCGGUGCCAGCGGCGGCAGAGGCGGCGGCGGCGGCGGGGCGCGGUGCUGCCGUCGCACGGCGCGAGGGCGGACCGGUUCCAGUCGGGUGGAGGGACGAGCGGGUACGGCGCCGGCUGCGCCGGCGGGGCGGAGGAGGCGCUCGUGAGGUUCCCCGGGGGCGAGGGGCUCACGGUGGCCGCGAUUCUCGAGGCGCCCGGGGAGGUGGUGGCCAAGUCGGGCCACAGCACGCUGUACCGCGCCGGGCUGAGCGCCGGCGAGGCGGUGGCGCUGCUCCGGUUCGUCCGCCCGGUCUGCGCCGCGGCCGCCGACGAGGCCACGGCGGCGGCGCGGCUCCUCGGCGCCCUGCAGCACCCCAACCUCGUCCCGAUCCGCGCGCUCUACGUCGGCCCGCGUGGGGAGAUGCUGCUCGUGCACCCCUUCUACGCCGCCGGCUCGCUCCGGCGGUUCUUGCAAGAGGGAAUCAAUGUUUCACAGAAAUGGGGCAUAAUUUGCAAGUUAUCUAUUGGCAUUGUCAAGGGACUGGACCACCUUCACUCAGGGUCACAGAAGCCAAUUGUCCAUGGCAACCUUAAGACAAACAACAUUAUGCUUGAUGCCGAUUUCCAGCCAAGGAUAUCCGACUUUGGCCUCUACCUUCUGCUGAAUCCUGCUGCCGCUCAACAGAUGCUUGAAGCAUCUGCAAUGCAGGGCUACAAGGCUCCAGAGCUGAUCAAGAUGAGAGAAGCCACCAGGGAGAGUGAUAUCUACAGCUUGGGGGUAAUUCUUCUGGAGAUGCUUGCUCAAAAGGAGGCAGCAAACAGUAGCUCACCCAAUGCCCGUGACAUCCACCUGCCUUCCUCUUUCAAAGAUCUAGUUCUGGAGAGGAAGAUAUCGGAUGCAUUCAGUUCUGAGCUAGUCAAGCAAAGUAAGAACUCAGGCAAGGAGCAGAACCUAAAUGCAUUCUUUGAACUGGCAACUGCUUGCUGUAACCCAUCACCAUCCUUGAGACCAGAUACCAAGCGUAUACUCAAAAUGCUUGAAGAGAUAUCAAGAUGACAGGGUGCACAUUGGUCACCGGCAUCCUAUUUAGAAAGUGUUUCGUUAUAGCAAGAUAGCAUUAAUAUUUAUAAAUGUAUUAUCCAUCUGUUAUCCCUAGUGCUCAAGCAUACACCAGAGCUUGUACUGGGGAAAUCCAGAAAUGUGAGAAUGAUGUACACUAAUGGAGAAACAAGCAUGUAUAGUUUCCACCCAACCUAGAGGAACUCAUAUGAACAGGACAAUGAUGUUGUUUUAUGUAUGUCUGGACCAAGUUUUCCGUACGAGACUUGGGCCAAUGAUUGUUCAAA
Messenger RNA from Oryza sativa Japonica Group (Japanese rice), 1712 nucleotides. Its product is annotated as putative kinase-like protein TMKL1. Gene Ontology annotation, biological process: protein phosphorylation. Gene Ontology annotation, molecular function: protein kinase activity; ATP binding. The record is from RefSeq and is a predicted model, not a curated record. NCBI's taxonomy places the organism in Eukaryota, Viridiplantae, Streptophyta, Magnoliopsida, Poales, Poaceae.